Messenger RNA from Hemicordylus capensis (graceful crag lizard), 3804 nucleotides. It is a transcript of the gene EPHX3, whose product is annotated as epoxide hydrolase 3. The transcript has 7 exons. The record is from RefSeq and is a predicted model, not a curated record. Bases 1145 to 2248 code for a protein of 367 amino acids. Gene Ontology annotation, molecular function: hydrolase activity. NCBI's taxonomy places the organism in Eukaryota, Metazoa, Chordata, Lepidosauria, Squamata, Cordylidae.
GGCGGGCGGGCUUGCUUUAAAGCGAGGAGGGAGGGCGGCGCGCGGCGCAGGUUAGUGGCAGGCGCGUGAGCAGAGCACAGUUAAGGGAGUGGGGCGUGGCCGAACGCUUCGGCUGGAUGGGGUUCUCCUAGUGGAAGAAGACGCCCUCAUCUUCGUCCAGGGUGGAUCGUCACCUGCUGGUUCCAGUUUCUAAUGCCGGCCUCGCUGCGCUUGGGAGUGGGAAGGCCGAGCAGCAGACCGAGAAACUGAACUAGCCAACAGUGCUAGGGCACGAGCAUCCAUCCCCACACAAGCCGGCCAGUUCUUAGGUCACGGGAAGGAGCUCUGAUAGCGAGGCCAGCAGCAGCCCUGCGCCCAACCCACGCGUGCACCGAUGCUGGGGAUGGAUGAUGGAUGGGUUCUGCACGGGACCUUCCUUGACAAGGUUUGGGAAGCUUGCGCCCCAGAGGGAGCAGGGAAAUGAAAGCAAAAGAAGCUCCUUGCAAAGAUGGGCCGAACACGUGGGAGGCUUUCCCAUUCCCUUUGCCCGGCCUUUGAAAAGCUAAUGGUAUGACCUGUGAAAGCCUAACCCUUCACCUGUGGCAGGCCCUAGACUGGAAUGUGGUGGUAGGGUCUGGUCUCACAAGCACCUGUAGCCUCACUGCAAGAAGACGUCUUGAGUUCAUUUGAAUUUACUCUUCGUUCUACCCUAUUGGGUGAUCUUCUACUCUUUGUUUGUGGGUUUUUGGUUUUUUUUAAGCCAUGGGACCAGGAGCCUUUCUGCAAGAUUCUUGUCCCCACUCCAUAUUUGAUUGUCCCCAGAAACUGAGAGCUGGCAGACCUCAAAAGAAAGUGUUUGACUCUUGCUGUGUGUAGAUGCCAAACCUUGGGUUUCUCUGACCUUGGAUUUAGACAAAUCUAUCUUGUAUAUGUGGAUAACUUGCCUUCUGCCCAGCAUCAUGUUUACACACCCUAUAUCCCACAACUAUAGGAAAAUUGAAAUCCUGUUUUGUUGGAGAGAUACCAGGACAGAUGCAGGGUGGUGUAUCUUCAGACAAUUGAAUUGGAGGAUGGCCCAGUGGAGUUCUCAGGAUAAUCUGAAUUAUCUAGCCCAGCAUGCCUAAUAGAAGACUCCUUCCCUUGCAGCCCAGGGCAAUAGGAGAAGAUGGUGUCUCUCUAUCGCUUCUUACUGAUACCCACUCGCUUGGUGCUGAAGAUCUCCGACAUUGUGUUCUGGUGGGCUGUGUAUAUCCUCUCUUUCUUCUCUGCACUGUUCUUCUCUCUGUGGACAUUAUACCUGGUGGUGAUGAAGUGUCCCUACCAGAUGUUUUGCAAAAAGAGGCGGGAUAAACCACCAAGCUGUCUCACCGACAGGAUCUAUGGGGAGCACCGAUACCUGACGCUCCAGACAGGACUGCAACUUCACUGUGUUGUAGCUGGCCAAGAAGGGGCACAGUUGAUGCUUUUCUUGCAUGGGUUUCCCCAGAACUGGUUCACAUGGCGUCAUCAGUUGAAGGAGUUUAGGCGGGCAUUUAAAGUGGUAGCCCUUGAUUUGCGGGGCUAUGGCUUUUCUGAUGCACCGGCUGGUUCUGAGUACUAUCAGCGGGAUGCCCUGCUGGGAGACAUUCACGGCAUCAUCGAGAUGUUGGGCUCCAAGGAGAAGAAUGCACUUUCUAAGUGCAUCCUGGUAGGGCAUGACUGGGGUGCAGCGAUUGCUUGGGAGUUUGCUGCCAUUUACCCCAACCUGGUGGAGAAGCUGAUUGUCAUGAAUGGUGUUCAGUCAUAUGUCUUAUCAGAAUAUUUUUCACGACAUCCCACCCAGAUUCUGCGAUCCAACUACAUGUUUCUGUUCCAGCUCCCAAAGCUGCCAGAUUUCCUUUUCACCUUAGGUGACUUCUAUUUUAUAAAGAAAUAUCUGACUGGCAAAUCGUUUGGAAUCCAGAAUCCAGCACACUGUUUGACAGAAGAGGAUCUAGAGGCAUACGUGUACAGCUUGUCGGAGCUUGGGGGUUGCACACCACUCAUUAAUUACUACCGAAAUAUGUUCACCUGGCUGCCUCCAAAGUGCAAGGAUAUACUGAUGCCCACCCUGAUGAUCUGGGGAGAGUUGGAUGUAUUCCUGGAAAUGCAGCUUAUCCUACAUGCACAGCAGAAUGUACGGAAGAGUUUCGAGGUGAAGCUCAUCCCUGAAGCUGGCCACUGGGUCACCGAGGACCAGCCUGAAACAGUCAAUCGGCUGAUGUGGGAUUUCCUCCUGAAGACAGAAUAAGCUAGAACGACGGAGUAACUGCUCUGUGUGCACAAGCAUCUCUGAUCUUCUGUUCACUGGAAACAGCAACAGCCUGGCCUGCCUCUGGAGAGCUGGUCCUCUGCUCAGGGCUGUGGAACUUUUCUGUGCCACACUGGAACCGGGAUCCCAUGCUGCAUGAACUGGUUUUUUCCAUAAGCCCUGCUCUCUUGCACUGAAGGAAGAAAGGCAACCCUUUUGUUCAGGGUUCCUGGUAUGGGGCUUCCUGCCAAGGAAACCAGAGUGCUGUUGUGAAGAGGUCUUCUGGCUCACUUCCUCUGUGGGGUGGGGCUUUUAUACUGGAAGAGCAAGACUUUUCUUCCAGGUUCCUCUUGUUCUGUUGUGCCAGGGCACAGCCAAGCCUUGAGUGAAGAUCUGUGCUCACUGUUUCUGCCUUGCAUUCCUUUUCCCUACUUGGGUUGUAAGGGAGAGGGCCCCAGGCUUGAAGGAUGUUGAAAUCAAGGUUUCCGAUGAGAAUUCAACCUUUGCUCUUAAGAACCUAGACUGGAGCCCCUUGAGCACUCACCAGUGUGAAAUGGAAAAUUCCUUAUUGUUCUCUACUGCUGAAACUGUGGAGUCUCUUAUCUACCAAGGACAGACAGGGUGGGGGAAGAGGGUACGGAUAACCAGUGCAGGUUUCCCCCCACAAAGCAUGGUGUGAGAACUGCCAUCUAUUGCUUUGGACCUAUUUUACUUGAGGACCUGUAAUGAACCUGGAUGCUUCCAUCUUCAGCCUCUCCUCUUCAAGCUGAUAUCCCCCCCCCCACACACACACAAACAUUUCCUUCCAAGUUCAGAGAUAGUUUGUCAGUAUACAAGUAAGUGUGGUCAAAUAAUAGGGGGAAAUUCCACUGGUAUAGACCAGGGACUCUGAGACAUGGUGUGCUAUGAACUCUUGCUGUGACAGCAGGUGCCUACAUACCAGUAGCAGUAUGUCAGCUCUGCUGGCUUCCUCCGCCCCCUCAUUUGCUAACAUCAGGCAUAUUUUUGCAGUUCUGUUUCUUGGCAGUGAAAUAUGUGUGCCUCCGUACUUGAAAGGAAUAUACUUUAUUUGCAUUUAUCCACUCUUGAAGCACUGGAGCAGAAUGUAUCCCCCCCCCUCCCCCUGAUUCUACCUCUGUAAUAUUUACAGCAUUUCCUGUACAUAAGUGUCUUGUCCUUUUUGAUACUUGGCUGAACUUUUUGCUUCUGUGUGUUGUGAUUUUGAAAUCCCACCAGGGGGAAGUGUUGCACCACAUUUCCUGAUCCAGCGACUGCAUGUCUACUGAGGUAUAUUCUGAACUAUCUGAUGCAGCCUGGAAAGCUGAGAAAGGAAAACAAAGGGCGGUGUCCCUUACCAAAAGUGAAAAGGGGGUAUAACCAGAAGAGUGCAAAAGGACCAGGAUUAUUGAAUGCUUCUUGAAAAUCCAGUAUGUAGCCUCCUUAAGCAAAUAUCCUCCUUCAGAGAGAUUUGCAUGUAUAUGGCAACACUUAUACCUCAGCCAAACAAAAUGCAAAGAUACUGAAUAAGGAUUAAACCAAAUAGAAUGUCCUGCCAA